AUGAGGGUGGCAGUGGGCACACUCUGGCUCCUGUCUCUCUGGGGGGCCCACGUGGCCCCAGGUUUCUGUCCCUCUCAGUGCAGCUGCAGCCUCCACAUCCUGGGUGAUGGCAGCAAGAGCAGGUUGGUUCUGUGCAAUGACCCUGACAUGACCCUGCCCCCAGCAUCUGUCCCUCCUGACACUUCCAGACUGCGCCUGGAGCGGACAGCCAUCCGCAGGGUGCCCGGGGAGGCCUUCAGGCCUCUGGGCCGCCUGGAGCAGCUGUGGCUGCCCUACAACGCCCUCAACGAACUCAGCGGCCUCAUGCUGCGAGGACUGAGGCAUCUGCGGGAGCUGCGCCUGCCUGGGAACCAGCUGGUCACAUUCCCCUGGGCGGCGCUCAAGGACACCCCACAACUGAGGCUGUUGGAUCUGCAGGCCAACCGCCUGGUAGCUGUGCCUCCAGAUGCUGCGCGCUUCUUAGGAAAUCUCACCUUCCUGGACCUCUCCAGCAACCAGCUUCUGAGGCUCCCCCAAGAGCUGCUUGCCACCUGGACGCAUCUGCAGACAGGACCUUUUCUUCUUGGCCGCCGAGCCAGGCUGGUCCUAGGGCUACAGGACAAUCCUUGGUUGUGUGAUUGCCAACUCUAUGACCUGGUCCAUUUCCUGGGAAUCUGGAGCCCAAACCUGACCUUCAUUGAGAAGAGGCUGAGGUGUGCCAGUCCAUACAGCUUGGCUGGAGUGGCCUUCAACCAACUGGAACUGAGGAAGUGCCAGAGCCCAGAGUUUCAUCCAGGGUUGGCCAACCUCAAGUCCCCUUUGGGUAGCACAGUAUUGCUGCGUUGUGGGGCCACAGGGGUUCCUGGACCUGAGAUGAGCUUGAGGAGGGCCAAUGGUCACCCACUCAAUGGAUCAGUGAUCCAGGAAGUCUCCAGAGAUGGCACCAGUUGGAUACUGUUGGAUCUACCUGCUGUGUCCCAGAUGGAUUCUGGUGACUAUAUCUGCCAGGCCAAGAACUUCCUGGGAACCUCUGAGAUACUUAUUUCUCUGGUUAUCACUGAGCCCCAGACAUCCACAGAAUAUAGUGAGGGCCCACAGACUCUCUGGGCAAAGACAGGUGAUGGGGAGAAUAUAGCUGCUUACAAUAAGCUGGAGGCCUGGCAUGUCCCCCAUCUACCUGAUUCUCCUGUCCUCAACUUUGGAUCAUCUGUGCCCCACAGGAAGGAAGCACUGUCCUUGCAGCCUUUUCAUAUGGAUGCUCCAAGGGAGCACUUGAAUGGACAGAUGAGAUCCCAGGAGGCCCAGGUGAGGUCUCUCAAGGUGGUGGGGGACACUUAUCAGAGUGUGACCUUGGUAUGGAGGUACUCCCAGGGAGGAAACACAACUGCCUUCAGUGUCCUCUACACAGUCUAUGGACAGCGUGACAUGCAGCAGAUAGUUGUGCAGCCUGGAAAGACCAGCAUCACUAUCCACGGACUGUCACCCAAGACUAAGUAUGUGGCUUGCAUUUGUGUGCAGGGCUUAGUGCCCCAAAAGGAACAGUGUGUCAUAUUCUCCACAGAUGAGGUGGUGGAUGCUGAAGCCACCCAGUGGCUCAUCAACAUGGUGGUGAUCAGUGUGGCCACUGUCAUCGCACUGCCACCAACACUGCUUGUCUGCUACGGUGCUGUGCAGAGACGUUGUCGCAAGUGUCAUCAUGCCAGGGAUGCCAUAGAAGUCAUGGGCACUUACCUCAACCUGGAGACACUAGAUCACAGUGAGAAUGGUUCCCGAGGAUUCUCUCAGCACAGUGGCAGUGAAGCAGACAGGCUCCUCUCAACCCCUUCCAGCCUGGACUCCCAGGCCUUGGGAGUCCAGGGGGGCAAAUGGAUGAAUGAAUACUUCUGCUGA
Suncus etruscus (white-toothed pygmy shrew) is the source of this 1869-nucleotide messenger RNA. RefSeq names its product leucine rich repeat, Ig-like and transmembrane domains 1 (gene LRIT1). Bases 1 to 1869 code for a protein of 622 amino acids. The transcript has 4 exons. Gene Ontology annotation, molecular function: protein binding. Gene Ontology annotation, cellular component: endoplasmic reticulum membrane. The record is from RefSeq and is a predicted model, not a curated record. Lineage: Eukaryota; Metazoa; Chordata; Mammalia; Eulipotyphla; Soricidae.